Messenger RNA from Coccomyxa subellipsoidea C-169, 2311 nucleotides. Its product is annotated as kinase-like protein. Gene Ontology annotation, molecular function: protein kinase activity; ATP binding. The record is from RefSeq and is a predicted model, not a curated record. The transcript has 12 exons. Lineage: Eukaryota; Viridiplantae; Chlorophyta; Trebouxiophyceae; Coccomyxaceae. The coding region runs from base 149 to 2311 and encodes 720 amino acids. Gene Ontology annotation, biological process: protein phosphorylation.
UCGGUAUACACCCUUUUCCGCGCUCUUGAAAGCGACUUGUAUGGUGGCAGAUGCUAGGCAGCGAGUCAGGGGUACAGCGGUGAGCUCGACAGGGGAACCUGAAUGCCGCUGAACAUCGCUGGCCACGGGCCGGGUCCUGGCUCCGAAGAUGGGCGGGGGCUGUAGUACCACUUUGGUUCCCUUGAUACUUUGUAUCUUUUUGCUGUCUGCCUGGUGUCAGCCAGAGGACUUUGUGCGGGUUCGGGACAGUUUUGAAUUAGCAGCCGCACUUCGAAACGCUUCGCUGUACUCUCAGAACCAGACAACCUCCACCACUGUGCUGUUGCAGCUCCACGACUGGGGGGCAACAAAUGUCACACAGUCUUCAGAUUAUUUUACACUGGACAGGAAGGAUUGGGCUGUGCUUGGGCCAGUGUACAUAUGGCCUGGCCAGCGUGUGCGCCUCACAGCGCCAGGUCCGCAGCUCACCCUGGACUUUGCUGGAAUGACAGCCGUCAUUGCACAGAAGCAGGGCUCCUUCCUGGAAAUCGACGGCAUGAUCAUGCGUGGCUUUGCCAGCAGGCACAUCCUCAACAGGGAUGUGCCUCUGAACUACAUUAUACCCAACUUUGGAGCAUGGCCCAGCAUCGUUGCUGAACCGGGAGCGCAGAUGAAGUUUACAAACGUGACCACCUUCUUCCUGGACGAUGACUGCAGCACCUGGGCCCGCGACCCACGGGCGUCCCCCAUAAACCUUUACCUGGACAACGGGGGGACCCUGCAGAGCAAUGUCAUUGCCGUACUUGACGGCGGGGUGCACGGGAUCGAUCUGCCAGUCAACAACGCCCAGGGCGCCCAGGUUGGGAGCGUGUCGCUGCAGUACAUGGACUGCAGGGCCAUCUGCGUGCAGGACCCCAGCAGCAGGGCCUUUGAGAUGCUGCCGAGCCCGACAAGGGCGGCGCCGAGGCCGGCCACUGCGACCGCAAGCGCUGCGGCCUCAGGAGGGAACUCUGGGAGACGGCGGCUGUGGUGGGUGUGGCUGGUGGUGGGACUGGGGGCCUUGGCCCUGGGGUUGCUGGUGGGUCUGGGGGUCUUGAUGCUGGUGCUGCGCCGGAGGAGGCGGCAGAAGGAGGAGGAAGAGAAGAAUGCGCCCUUGGAAUUGGCGGCCAUGCAGGGUGCCAAGAUUGCUUCGUUGGAGUCGAGGAGUAGUUUGGAUGGGAAGGUGAUGGAUGGGGUGUCGUUGCCGGAGCAUUGGCGGAAGCGGUGGCUGGGGCCGCUGCAGGGGGAGCAGGUGGAGAUCGGCCCUCUGCUGGGGCGCGGCGGCUAUGGCAAGGUCUACAAAGGGCGAUGGAAGAGUGCAAUGGUGGCGGUGAAGAUUGUGGAGCACUCACACUUCCCAAAGGACCACCCGGACAGGUCGCCCCAGUCAGAUCCCACCAGCAGCGAUGCAAAGAUCGCGCGUGAGAUGCUGCUGAGCACAUCCAUCUCCCACCCCAACAUCAUAGCCACCUACAAAAUCUGCACCAUCCGCGUCGGCAAUGUGCCUGACUCUGGCUCGCUGGAUUCCCAUGAGGGAAGUGCGGAGGAGUUGCGGCGGCGGCUCUCCACUGGUGUCAAGGUGGAGCCAAGCUCCGUGGCCAGCUCAUGCAACAGCGCACGGGAAGCGGGAUCGCUGCUGGAGACGUGGAUCCUGAUGGAGCUGGCGGACAGGGGCAGCCUGUCAGAUGCGCUGAGGGGCGGCCGCUUUCCGACGCAUGAUUUCACGGCCAUCUACAGAUGUCUGCUGGAUAUCGCCUCUGGUGUGGAGUACUUGCAUGACUCUGGCCUCAUACACGGCGAUCUGAAGUCUGCGAAUGUGCUGCUGAAGUCGACCGGCACGGAUGCCCGCGGCUUUGUGUGCAAGUUGGCGGACUUUGGGCUGUCGCGCGUGCUGGACCACGAGAAGCACACGCACAUAUCCACGCAGACAUACGGCACCGUGGCCUACAUGCCGCCAGAGCUGCUCAGCGACAGCCGCCUCACGCGCUCCGCCGACAUCUACUCCUUCGGCAUGCUCAUGUGGGAGCUCAUAUCUGGGGAGGUGCCCUUCGACCGCAUGACAGUGGGGCAGAUCUUCUUCGCAGUGGUGCAGGAGCAGCAGCGGCCGCCCAUCCCUGAGAAGGGCGUUCCUGCACCCUACUUGAAGCUCAUGCAGCGCUGCUGGAACACCGAUCCCAAGCAGCGACCGGAAGUUCCUGAGGUCCUCGCAGCCCUGAAGCAGCAGUACAAACACCACCGCGCCACCAAUAUCUCAAAAUCCCUCUCCUCGCCGCCCGAAUCUAAGCGGUGCUGA